AGCAAUCUCGACUGAGAGGAUUACUUCUCCGUAGGCCAUUUGCCCAGGUACAGAAUGAGCACAUGUUGUUGGUGUACACCAGGUGGUAUUUCCACCAUUGACUUCCUAAAACGCUAUGCGUCCAACACCCUAUCCAGUGAAUUUCAAACAGUUAAUGAAGACCUCUGCUACUGCUUAGAGUGUGUGGCUGAAUACCACAGAGCAAGAGAUGAAUUGCCAUUCUUGCAUGAGGCUUUAUGGGAAUUAGAAACCUUACGUCUCAUAAAUCACUUUGAAAAAUCCAUGAAGGCAGAAAUUGGAGAUGAUGAUGAGUUAUAUAUAGUAGACAACAACGGAGAGGCACAGCUAUUUGACUUUUCUGGCCAAGACUUUGAAAAUAAGCUUCGAGUUCCUCUUCUUGAAAUACUGAAAUAUCCUUACUUGCUUCUACAUGAGCGUGUUAACGAAUUAUGUGUUGAAGCACUUUGUCGAAUGGAACAAGCCAAUUGCUCUUUUCAGGUUUUUGACAAACAUCCUGGGAUCUAUUUGUUUUUGGUCCAUCCCAAUGAAAUGGUUCGGCGUUGGGCUAUCCUGACUGCAAGAAACUUGGGAAAAGUGGACAGAGAUGAUUAUUAUGACUUACAGGAGGUUUUAACUUGCCUUUUUAAAGUCAUUGAACUGGGGCUUUUAGAAAGUCCAGACAUUUAUACUUCUUCUGUCCUUGAGAAGGGUAAAUUGAUUCUUCUGCCUUCACACAUGUAUGAUACUACCAACUACAAAAACUAUUGGUUAGGUAUUUGUAUGUUGCUGACCAUUCUUGAGGAGCAAGCCAUGGAUUCACUGUUGUUGGGAUCAGACAAACAAAAUGAUUUUAUGCAAUCAAUACUUCACACCAUGGAGAGACAAUCAAAUGAUGAUAGUAUGGAUCCUUUCUGGCCAGCAUUACAUUGCUUCAUGGUGAUUCUGGAUCGCCUUGGAUCUAAGGUCUGGGGUCAACUUAUUGAUCCUGUUGAGGCAUUUCAAACCAUUAUCAACAAUGUGAGCUAUAACAGAGAGAUCCAGAAUAUACGGAACAGCUCUGUAAGGACCAAGUCAGAACCAGUGUCAUAUUUGGAUGAUAUGGUGACUUGCAGCCAGAUUGUAUACAAUUAUAAUCCUGAAAAAACCAAAAAGGAUUCAGGGUGGAGAUCAGCCAUUUGUCCAGAUUAUUGUCCUAACAUGUAUGAAGAAAUGGAAACAUUAGCCAGUGUACUUCAGUCAGAUAUUGGUCAAGACAUGCGUGUUCAUAACAGCACAUUUCUGUGGUUCAUACCUUUUGUUCAGUCCCUCAUGGAUCUUAAGGAUUUGGGUGUGGCUUAUAUAGUAGAAGUUAUUCAUCAUCUGCAUUCUGAAGUCAAAGAUGUUCUCAACCAAACAGAUGCUGUGUGUGACAAAGUCACUGAAUUUUUCCUUUUGAUUUUGGUGUCAGUGAUUGAAUUGCAUAGAAAUAAAAAAUGUUUGCAUUUGCUGUGGGUUAGUUCUCAGCAAUGGGUAGAAGCUGUUGUAAAAUGUGCCAAGCUUCCUACCACUGCAUUUGCACGGAGUUCUGAGAAAUCAGGAAAUUGCUCCAAAGGAACAGCAAUUAUAUCAUCACUGUCGUUGCAUCCAGUGCAAUCUAACUCUGUACAACUUGCUUGUGUGCAGUUGAUUAGAAGUCUCCUUAAAGAAGGUUAUCAGCUUGGGCAGCAAACUCUUUGUAAGCGAUUCUGGGAUAAGCUUAACUUAUUCCUUCGAGGAAAUUUAUCUCUAGGUUGGCAGUUGACUAGUCAGGAAACCCAUGAGUUACAAACUUGUUUAAAGCAAAUUAUUAGAAACAUAAAAUUCAAAGUACCUCAGUGUAGCACUUUUAUGGAUCUGACUCCUGCAUGUAAAACUCCUCCUGCAUCUUAUAAUAAAGGGGAAAGUGAACAAAUAGGUAAGAAGUUUAAAAAAGGAAUGCAUUGUCCGGAAAAUUCCAGCCCAACAUUUUCUAAAGAUCCGAUCAAAGCUGACACAUAUCAAGUGCAACGGAGUAUAUUGAUGAAAGCAAGCAACACUCUAGAAGAAGAGGAUGAGAAGCACAAUUAUAUAAGGGAAUUGAAACCAGAAGAUCAUUCCUCAGCUGAGUCAUGCUUUAAGCAGAGUAGUAAAAGCCUUUUUACUGAAAGAGCUCAAGAUCAAAUUAAAAUAAAUACACAGAAGAAGUCUGUUAAAGAGAACUCCUCAUAUACACCACAGAAUUGUACUUCAAGAAAGGGUCCAGGAAGGGGAUGUGACAGAGGAGUAAUAGUAUCAACACAUUUGUUGACUGAUUGUAGCACUGAUUCUCUGGAAAAAUUGUCCACAUCAACCGAGGAUUUCUCUUUAAAGGACGAUGCUCUUGGUAAAACUUCAAAACUGAAAACUAAGGCGCAGAAAGAUACAAUUUGUGCAAAGCUAUCACAUGUGAUAAAGAAGCAACACAGGAAAAGUACUUUGGUCAGUAACGCUAUCAGUUUAGAAGAAGAUCUGACUGUGUCUAACAUUGGGAGUUUCUGUUCAAGGAAAGAUACAGGAGUUCAGAAAGGGGACGGCUCCAUAGAAAAUCUGUCUUUAGACCGUAAUGGUAUUCUGAAUGAUAAUAAAAAUGAAGAACAAAAAUCUCAAAACAGUUUAUUGGUGAAAAAGAAACAAUUAAAGAAUGAAGAGUUAGAUACUUUCUCUUCCCAUGAAAGCAGUUGUCAAAUACAGGAAUGUCAUGUUGAUGAUCAAGAUUUGGUCUCAUUUACAGAAAUGACCAAUACUCUAGUGAAGAAAACUCCCUUUAAAGAUCCUGUGACUCUUCUUGAAUUAAGAGAUAAGGAAAUGAACAAGAGUACUGAUCCAGUUUCUUCUAACUUGGUAAGUGAGCAGGCUGCUGGCAUCAGCCCGAAGUAUGACAUCUUAACAGAUUCUCAGGUAGACAGAGACCUCCACAAAUUAUCUUUAAUAGCUCAAGCCAGUGUUAUUAAGUUUCCAUCAGAUUCAACUCAAAAAAGCUCAUCCCAACUACAAAGAAAAGUAGAUGAUGAUGAAAGAUGUUUUAUAGCAAACCAAAAUAAGGUUGGAGACAGCUGCCAUGGACAGAUUAUCGUUAUUUCAGAUUCUGAUGAUGAUGAUGAUAGUGAUGAAAGAAUUCUAGGGUUUGAGAAACACAUGAAAUGGGACAAAACAUGCACUGAGAAAGAAUGUCCAGAGCAGCAUGCUUCAAUAGUUAAUACUAAUGUAGAAGAGAAACUAAUAAAGGAAGAAAUGACAAAGUCUCUUUCGCAGUUUGAGGAAUCUGAUUCUCAGUUUUUUGAGUUUGAAAGUUCAUCUGAAGUGUUUUCAGUUUGGCAUGAUCAUAAACUAGACAAUUUACUUCAAGAGGAUGAAAAAAAUUCGUAUUUGACUCAUAUCGCCGAUAGCACAAAUGAUUUGGGUUAUGAUACAGAUUAUGUACCUGAAGAGGUUAUUAAAGAAGUAGCAGAGGGUGUUGAAGAAUAUGCAGAACCAUGGAGUAGUAGUAGUUCCGUUGAUGAAUUUUGUGAAAUUGAAGUAAAAAAAUCUAAAAGAAAACGAUUUGAAAAACUUAUUGCUAAAGAUCCUCUAAGGCCUUCAUCUUCUGUCAGAAAUGAGGACCAGUCUGAUAUUCUUAAUGAGAGAGAGCUUACUGAAAAUGAUCUUAAAAGUGUAGACAUACAGACUGCAACUCCCAGUUCAAGUGUUCAGAGAGCCACUGCAGUUUCAACAAAGAAAUCUCCAAAGCUUCGUACUUACUCAAAACCCAUUAGGAAGGUCCAGCUUUCUAAAACUCCUAAGAAAACACAUUCAGAUACCAAAAAAGGACAGAAUAAAAGUUCAAGUUACAUAAGUUGUAGGACAACUCCUGCUAUAGUGCCACCAAAGAAAUUUCGCCAGUGCCCUGAACCAACUUCAACAGCUGAGAAGCUUGGUCUGAAAAAGGCUCCUCGUAAGGCAUUUGAAUUGUCCCAGCGAUCUUUAGAGUGUAUAGUUCAAUUACGUCAUCAUGGCAAAACUGUUGGAGUAGUUGAUACCCCAAAAAAAACUAAAUUAAUUUCUCCUCAGAAACUCUCUGUCAAAAAUAAUAAACUACUAACAAGUCGAGAGCUUCAGUUGCAAAGGCAGAUGAAAUCCAAGUCACAAAAUAGACAAGGACUUUUUGAUUGUGAAGGUACAGGUGCUACAAGAGUAGGGCCACCACAGACAGCACAGAAUUCUGACAUAAUUAUACUAGAAGAGACUCUACUAGAAUCUGAUAGGACAGAUCAUAAUUAUAAAGGAGAAACUGAGAUACUUGCCAACAGUAAUGGAGAACGAUUAAUAAAAUGCAUGCCUUCUGAACCAGAAACCUUAAUAGCAAAAUACAUUUGUCAGGUCACUGAUGAUGCUUGUCUUUUAAACCAGUGUGAUUCUACAGUGUUAGAUGGAGGAAUACCAACGAAUGAACGAAUUGUCUCUACUUCAAAGGACCCUUUAGGUGGAGGAGAUCAAACAGUACAUCAGGUGCAGGUGGCAGCUUUGAAAGAGGGAGAGCCUGAGUCCAACAGUGAUGCAGAGGAUGAUAGUUUAUUUUUAACACAAAAUGAUCCUGAAGAUAUGGAUUUAUGUUCACAAAUGGUAAAUGAUAAUGAUGAAUUCAUUGACAUAGUUCAUGGAAAAGAUACAGUUCAGGUGGAAGAAGAUUCCGUAAGUCGGCCUCAGUUGGAAUCUGUGAGUGGCACAAAGUGUAAGCAGAAAGGUUGUGUUGAAACCCUGAGAAACCAGGGCGAAUACUGCUCAAGACACUCGGAAGCUAAAGCAGCCGAGGAAGAUGUGUUUCGUAAACCUGGCUUGCCACUUUCUACAUCUAAACCUUUGAGACGUUCCACUGCUAAGAUUUUUAGCUCAAGUAGUACUUCACGAAUUGCUAAUCUUUCCAAGUCUUUGGAAGAUAGUUCAGCACUUCCACCAGCUCUAAGAAAUAAGUCAAAUGGGGUGCAGCCUAUUUUGAAAGUACCACAGCCAGCUUCCCUGGUAUCUCAGAAACCAGUGGGUGAAGUGAAGAGUUUGUGCAAUGUUCUUCGUUCUCAGACUCCAAAUAAUUCUAUCCGGCAAGGUUACACGCUUCCAUUUGGUGAAAGCAGGGCUUUUGCAGCAGCUUCAGUAAAUACUGUCUUUUCAUCACAGUCUAUCUGUGACACCUUCGUUAAAGAAGUCUUAAAAUGGAAAUAUGAGAUGUUUCUGAACUUUGAUCAGCGUGGGUCCCCGGCAAGUCUUUGUCAGUCUGUCUCAAGACCUGUGCCUGUCAGAUUUCAAGAUUGUGAAGAUUAUAUUAACGUUUUUUUCCCUUUGGUGGUAUUGAAUACUUUUGAAACAGUGGCACAGGAAUGGGCCAACUCUCCAAAUAAAGAGAACUUCUAUCAUUUGCAUUUAAGAAAAUUUCCUGCUGAUUAUAAAAAAUACUGCGAGUUUGUGGUUUAUCUGGAGGAAUGCGAACUGGCUAAACAGCUUCAUCCAAAGGAAAAUGAUUUGGUGUUUUUGGUUCUUGAAAGACUAAAUGGAGAGAAGAAAGAUAGAGAGAGAAAUUACAUGCAAGAUCUCCGUGAAUAUUACUGUGGUUAUAUUCAUAAAUUUCGUCGUACUUCAGUCACACGUAAUGGGAAAUCUGAGUGUUACCUUUCCAUCCAGACACAAGAUAAUUUGCCAGCCAAUUCGAAUGAACUUGUGAAAUGUGUUGUAGUCAGUUCUCUGGUAACUACACAAAGGAAGUUGAAAGCCAUGUCUCUGUUGGGUGGUCGGAACCAGCUGGCCAGAGCUAUUCUGAAUCCAAACCCCAUGGACUUCUGUACAAAAGAUUUACUGACUACAACAUCUGAGAGAAUUAUUGCCUACCUAAAAGAUUUCAAUGAAGACCAAAAGAAAGCAAUAGAAACUGCAUAUGCCAUGGUGAAACAUUCACCAUCAGUUGCCAAAAUCUGUCUAAUUCAUGGACCACCUGGAACAGGAAAAUCAAAAACUAUUGUUGGCCUCCUGUACCGCUUACUGACAGAGAACCAGAGGAAGGGGCAUUCAGACGAAAACUCCAAUGCCAAAAUCAAACGAAACCGGGUCCUUGUGUGUGCACCUUCUAAUGCAGCUGUUGAUGAACUUAUGAAAAAAAUUAUCCUCGAAUUCAAGGAAAAAUGUAAAGACAAGAAGAAUCCUUUGGGGAACUGUGGAGAUAUAAAUUUAGUACGACUGGGGCCAGAAAGAUCUAUUAAUAAUGAGGUCCUAAAAUUCAGUUUGGACAGCCAAGUUAACCACAGAAUGAAAAAAGAUUUACCUUCUCAUGUUCAGGAAAUGUAUAGAACAAAGGAGUUUCUAGAUCACCAACUAGAUGAGCUUUCCCGCCAGCGAGCUUUAUGUCGAGGUGGACGGGAAAUACAGAGGCGGGAAUUAGAUGAUAAAAUUGCCAAAGUUUCAAAAGAAAGGCAAGAACUUGCUUCUAGAGUUAAAGAGGUUCAAGGACGCCCACAGAAAACACAGAGUAUCAUUAUCUUAGAGUCCCAUAUCAUCUGCUGCACAUUGAGCACAAGUGGUGGUUUACUGCUUGAGUCUGCUUUUCGUGGGCAAGGGGGUGUCCCCUUCAGUUGUGUUAUUGUUGAUGAGGCUGGGCAGUCUUGUGAAGUUGAGACUCUUACUCCGCUCAUCCAUCGCUGCAACAAGCUUAUCCUAGUAGGAGAUCCUAAACAGCUCCCUCCCACAGUCAUUUCUAUGAAGGCUCAGGAACAUGGCUAUGACCAGUCGAUGAUGGCUCGCUUCUACAAACUGCUGGAAGAGAAUGUAGAACAAAACAUGAUUGGCAGACUGCCUGUUAUACAGCUUACUGUUCAGUACAGGAUGCAUCCAGACAUAUGUCUCUUCCCUUCUAAUUAUGUUUAUAACAGAAGCUUGAAAACAAAUAGGCUGACUGAAACCAACCGAUGUUCAUCAGACUGGCCAUUUCAGCCUUACCUUGUGUUUGAUGUUGGAGAUGGUUCAGAAAGACGGGAAAAUGACUCAUAUGUAAAUGUUCAAGAAAUAAAACUGGUGAUGGAAAUAAUUAAGCUUAUUAAAGACAAAAGAAGAGAAGUUAGUUUCCGAAACAUUGGCAUAAUAACCCAUUACAAGGCUCAGAAGACGUUGAUUCAGAAGGAUUUGGACAAAGAGUUUGAUAGAAAAGGGCCAGCAGAAGUAGAUACGGUGGAUGGAUUCCAGGGUCGUCAAAAGGAUUGUGUUAUUGUUACAUGCGUCAGAGCAAAUGCCGUGCAAGGCUCAAUUGGAUUCCUGGCAAGUUUGCAGAGAUUGAAUGUCGCCAUUACACGAGCCAAGUACAGCCUCUUCAUCCUCGGACACUUGAGGACACUGAUGGAAAAUCAGCAUUGGAAUCAGCUGAUUCAGGAUGCUCAGAAACGUGGUGCCAUUAUUAAGACCUGUGACAAAAACUAUAGACAUGAUGCAAUGAAGAUUCUGAAACUCAAGCCUGUGCUACAGAGAAGUCUGACUCAUCCCCCUGCUGUAGCCCCUGAGGUGUCCAGACCCCAGGGUGGUUUGCCCAGCAACAAGCUGGACAGUGGAUUUGCCAAGACAUCUUUUGUUUCUUCUCCGUACCACACACCCUCUGAUUUCAAGGAAGAUACUGUUACUUCGAAGGACCCUGAAAGGACACCUGUUCAGGACCAAAUUCGGGACCCACGACUGCUUAGGAGGAUGGGCACUGAAGCUAAAGGAAAAUUCCUAAGGGAUCCACAGCCCUUGAGCCCCCAGCAUCCUGGCGCAACAUCUCCCUUAGGAGAGCCAGGCUUUCCUGUAACUCACCAGGAUCUGUGUAGUGUUGUGCAGCAGUCCACUGCUACAGUAGCCACUCUGAGCAACCACACACCUUAUGUGCAGUCUGAACCUCCAGCUGCUGGUGCUGAUACUUCCAUGAGGGAGAGGAAGUGUGAUGACCCGGAAGGGGGGCUCAGUCACAGAAGAGAGACCAGGGCUUUCAGUGAAGGGGAGCAGGAGAAGUGUGGCUCUGUGAGGAACUCUAGCUGGGACAAGAGGAGAUGGGAAGAGGAGGACAGCAGUUUCAAGAAAAGAAAGCUUUUAUAAUACAGCCGGAUGGGGUGGACUGUCAGCCACAAGCGUUAUUGUAAAGUUAAGAUGACCCGCCAACAGGACCAUCCAGAUAGGAUUACCCUUUCCUUAAAGGAGUUUGUGUGCUGUUGGAAAACAUGGAAAAUGCAUCCGGACACUUAGCCUCUUGGUCAUCUCAGUCCUUUCUGAUCAGUUGUACAAGCUCUCAGCAGGCAUUUAUGUAUCGGUAGUAAUGUCUUUGAAGCUGGAGACUCCAAAUGUGUUCAUCUCUCAUUCUACAGAAAAGGAGUCAGACCGGAGCGAAUGUUGUAAAAGUUGAAAUGUACAUUUGUAUAGCAAAUAACAAAAUCCUUUUAAAAUUUAA
Galeopterus variegatus (Sunda flying lemur) is the source of this 8461-nucleotide messenger RNA. It is a transcript of the gene SETX, whose product is annotated as senataxin. Gene Ontology annotation, cellular component: nuclear body. The coding region runs from base 55 to 8112 and encodes 2685 amino acids. NCBI's taxonomy places the organism in Eukaryota, Metazoa, Chordata, Mammalia, Dermoptera, Cynocephalidae. Gene Ontology annotation, biological process: termination of RNA polymerase II transcription. The transcript is spliced from 26 exons. Gene Ontology annotation, molecular function: helicase activity; transcription termination site sequence-specific DNA binding. The record is from RefSeq and is a predicted model, not a curated record.